Molecule: messenger RNA, 404 nt
Organism: Mandrillus leucophaeus (drill)
Lineage: Eukaryota; Metazoa; Chordata; Mammalia; Primates; Cercopithecidae
Gene: TNFAIP8L1
Product: tumor necrosis factor, alpha-induced protein 8-like 1
Exons: 3
Coding region: 105-404 (99 amino acids)
Biological process (GO): regulation of apoptotic process; negative regulation of TOR signaling
Cellular component (GO): cytoplasm
Source: RefSeq, a predicted model, not a curated record
GCUCCGGCGCUGCUCCCACCGCCGCGGCAACGGCCCCAGCCCACGGAGGCGGCUGGACUGACCCCCGACGGUUGGACGCACGGACUCUGCUCCGAGAGCAGGCCAUGGACACCUUCAGCACCAAGAGUCUGGCUCUGCAAGCGCAGAAGAAGCUCCUGAGUAAGAUGGCAUCUAAGGCAGUGGUGGCCGUGCUGGUGGAUGACACCAGCAGCGAGGUGCUGGACGAGCUGUACCGCGCCACCAGGGAGUUCACGCGCAGCCGCAAGGAGGCCCAGAAGAUGCUCAAGAACCUGGUGAAGGUGGCCCUGAAGCUGGGGCUGCUGCUGCGCGGGGACCAGCUGGAGAAGUCCCACCCAGAGACACCACCCACCUGCCCUCGAUGGGGCAGUGUCAGCCGCGUCUGA